Messenger RNA from Talaromyces amestolkiae, 2568 nucleotides. RefSeq lists its product as uncharacterized. The record is from RefSeq and is a predicted model, not a curated record. The transcript has 3 exons. The coding region runs from base 1 to 2568 and encodes 855 amino acids. Lineage: Eukaryota; Fungi; Ascomycota; Eurotiomycetes; Eurotiales; Trichocomaceae.
AUGAGACUCCUCUGUCGUUCCCCUGGCCUGAGGCCGUUUCUUCUUUCCUUCGUCGUCGUCCUCACAUUUGCUUCCAAAAUCUUGCAUAUCCUCCAGCAUCUUCGCAGCGUUCCUAAUUCGUCUUUUUUCUUGUAUCUACCCACAUUUUUUGUCACUGAUUUCCUUGUUUCUGUCUUUGCAUGGCUGGCGUUGUCGAAACUUUCGGGUCCAUGGGGUGUUGCUGGGUCGGCCGUUGUUGCUUUCUUAGGGACCAUUGACCUUGGUGCCGUGUCUUCACAAUUUGGUUUCUUCUAUGUCACCGGUGCCGAGGUGCGAUGGAAUGCCGCAUCAAGCCUCGCCACUGAUACCGCAGGCCUCAAGCUUCUCUUGAGCGGGUUGAUGCCUGUUUUUGCCUUUGGCACCCUUCUACUCUUUCUUUGCUGGACAUUAGCUCCUCUAAUCACCCUCAUCUUCGAUUCGUGGCUCUCGGCUGUCGGCAAUGCCUUCGUCGGACUCUCUUGUCGUACUCGCAAAUACCUUCCUCUCGCCAACGAACCCAAGCAGCCACCGCAGCGCAGAUAUACGGGACUGCUUCUUACCGUGGCCGGCUUACUCAUUAUUCUAGGUCUCGACAUAAUACGACCCGAUGUGCCAUACGAUCAUAUGUCCGGAACGGUACCAUUCACGCUCGCCGCGGCCUUGCAGAAUAAGAAUCGAACUUGCCUCUCAUCGGAGCAACAACCUUUUCCAUUGUCAGAUUUGGUUGCGCCUAACCUGUGGGAGCCCAAGGACGGUCGAUACAAGGGUUGGAAACCGGGUUAUCAGCCGUCGGUAGCGGAUCUGGCAACGGUAAAGGCACCGUCGUGGGCUCCUGAGACCUGGCCCGUGGGAUUUGGACGAUGGGCAGAGCGACCUACGAAUUCAUCAAAGGAUACUCUUUUGUCUGUUACUGAUGCUGUUUGUCCCGGCGGUAACUCUUUACACCACACGUACGACCCUGUGUUAGAUCCUAUGCGCAUCACCAAUUUGGAUUUGGAGGUGUUGGCACCGGUCCAAAAGGCUCUGAAAGAUCACGCAGUGCCAAUCAAACACGUCUUUUUAAUCGAAAUGGAAAGCGCACGAAAGGAUAUAUUUCCGUUGAAAUCGGACUCACAUCUCUACCAGCAAAUUAUCGAAGCACAUGAAUCGGCGAGUCAAGAAGAUCUUCAGGAACUCAAGUCAAAACUGGCUGCUAUGACCCCAGUUGCCGAGCAAAUCACUGGGGAAUCUGGUAAUUUCGACCUGGAAUCUAAUGAACUGCGAAACAAUCUCACUGCUGAAACAUGGAAGGAUCCGUCUGCACCAGGAAUGGGCGGGAUCAACGUCCUCGGCACAGUUACUGGGAGCAGCCUUUCUUUCAAGAGUGUCGUGGGCAGUCACUGUGGUGUUGGACCUAUCCCAGUAGACUUUAUGUUCGAAACCGAGGCCGAAAUCUAUCAACCAUGCAUUAUGCAUAUUCUCAAGCUAUUCAAUGAACUCAAAAAGGAAGGUGAGAUGUCUACGGAUAUGCGCCAGCAAAAGUGGAGAUCCGUUUUCAUGCAGUCGAUUACCGGCGAGUUUGAUAACCAAGGAAAGUUGAACGAACAGAUGGGGUUCGAUCAGUCCAUUUUUAAAGAGAACAUCAACACUAAGAAGGCGAAGCACUGGCAUAAAGGCAUGACUGAGAUCAACUAUUUUGGGUAUGAAGAGCCAGAAAUUUAUCCCUAUCUCAAGGACACGAUCGAAGAAGCCAAAGCAAACGGAGAAAGAUUGUUUCUUUCUCAUUUUACGAGCACCACACAUCACCCAUGGGGACUGCCAUCAGAAGUUCAAGUCGAGAACUACUGGCCUGGCGGCCGCUUUGCGUCAGAGCACCAGCCCAGCAACAAGUACCUCAAUGCUGUCCACUACGUCGACAAAUGGCUUGGCAAUGUUAUGCAAGUUAUUGAAGAGACUGGAAUUGCAAAUGAGACGUUGGUUGUUUUUGUCGGUGAUCAUGGACAAGCUUUCGCUGAGGAUUCACAUAUCAUCGGAACUUUUGAGAAUGGACACAUCAGUAACUUUCGAGUUCCUCUGGUAUUCCGUCAUCCAUUGCUCCCCCGUCUUGAAGUGCGGGCCAAUGCUUCCUCCAUGUCUAUUCUACCUACAAUUCUUGAUCUCCUGAUCAAUACAGAUUCUCUGGACGAUGUUGACAAGAAUGCGGCUUCCGAUUUGAUUCACGAGUAUGAAGGUCAGUCAUUGUUGAGGCCGUACAAAGAAAGCCACAACGGAAGACAAGCGUGGAACAUGGGUAUCAUCAACACCGGCGGUACCAUGUUGAGCGUUGCGUCAGCAGCCGCUCCUUAUAGACUCAUCCUUCCUUUGACCCGUGAAUUUACUUUCAUCUUCUCGGACCUGUCUCAAGAUCCGUAUGAGACGGAUGUUGUAGAGGACUGGGACAUUCACUCCCUGCUUCAUACCGUCAAGAGAAAGUAUGGCCAUGAUGCCGCUCACUGGCUGAAAGAAGCGGAGAAAGUAGGAAGAUGGUGGGUGGGUGAGAAGAAGCGAGUCUGGAACUAUCGUGAUGGAUAA